This is a messenger RNA of Pieris rapae (cabbage white), 1215 nucleotides long. Its product is annotated as CD63 antigen-like. Lineage: Eukaryota; Metazoa; Arthropoda; Insecta; Lepidoptera; Pieridae. Gene Ontology annotation, cellular component: membrane. The coding region runs from base 309 to 1076 and encodes 255 amino acids. The record is from RefSeq and is a predicted model, not a curated record. The transcript has 6 exons.
ACACUGUAGGGGAACGAUAACUGUGAAGCUUACGAAAUAUUAUAAAAUAUGUUUUUAGAUGGAAGACCAAGUUAGAAGACAUUUAAAAAGCGAAGGGAGUAUUAUAUCUACCGCAUACUUAAAAUAUUUUUUUUAAAUGCAAUAAAAUAUAUUAAGUAAGGUUUAUCCUUAAAAAAGAUGUUUCAGCGAAAAAUACUACUAACUACUUAUAACAUAUCUUACAAAUAACUACCGGCUGAACGAAUUUAUCUUCCCUUUUCAGUGGCGGUGCUAUUCUCGGUGGAUCGACAGCAUGGAACCUAUUUCGUAUGUCGUAUUACUUCUGGACCACAGACUUGGGAGUUGAACUGGGGGCGAGUGUUCUCUUCCUAUCAGGAGCGCUGCUCUGCUUGCCUGCGUGUUGGCUGUCAACUUUAGUGCCCUAUUAUCAUAAGUCCAUGAGACUUUUGGCUACGCUUAUGGUGUUAGUAACCGCAGCGUUAGUACUGUUAUGUACUGGGAUGUCUUCAAUCAUGGCAUUGUCGAAGGCUACACGGGAUCCGGCAGCGCUUAAUGAAACUAUGUAUAGAUCUCUGUCAGAAGAGGGCGUAGAUCCCGCUGUGAAAAGCGCUUUCACAGCCAUGCAGAUUGAACUAAAGUGCUGUGGCGUUCAGUAUCAUACAGACUGGCUUCUACAUCGCCGUAAUGUACCACCUGCGUGUUGCGGUCGGUUGAGUUUAGGAAAGGAAAUUGAUCGGUGUGUGUAUCCGAUUUACACCAAGGGCUGCCUUCGACCAGCCAUCAGAGAACUACGUCAAUAUGUCAAUUCGCUUACUGUCGUUGCGUGUGGAAUAAUCGUUGUUAUGGCUAUAACCCUAUUUGCAACAUCUUACACACUGGUCUCGGGAGUAGUGGAGAACGCCAACAAAACCCUUCAUCCGUUGCGCGUUGCCUACCUUACAAACCCUCCUGCGUUCCUCAACAAUGCCAACGCCAGGAAUCUCAUUCCAGCUAUUUCCCCUCCCUCCCAAAAUCUGAAUCAGAACGUUUACCCAUCUCUUGUGCCCCCUAUCAACCCAGCCUUUUGUCCUAGUUAAAUUUUAGUGUUAAUAUUUAUUCUUUUGUUUUUUAAUUUAGCUAUUUAUAUACAAAAUUAUGCGCAUGGUCUAAACUAUAUUUCGAAACAGUCUUCAUCUGGUUGAACUCAGUUGAUAAUAAAAAUGCAUCAUAUGUGGA